AUGACAGACCUGUCACAUUCUCCCAUCGUGGUGAAUGGGCACCGUGACGAUUCUCCAGCUGUGCGGACGUUGAUGAUUGUCUUCACCUCCAUCGCAUUAUACAACUCCAUCGAAUUGUUCAUAUUGUUAUUUUUGACCUUUUCUCGGUACCGCGGACUUUACUUUUGGACGCUUCUGCUCUCGGUCGUGCUCGGAGUGAUCCCUCAUGCCAUUGGCCAUCUGCUUAUGUUCUUUUCUCUAGCCCCAGCAUGGCUCUCUUUGACUAUGUCCACCAUUGGCUUUUACGUCAUGGUCCCAGGUCAAUCGCUGGUCCUAUACUCUCGCCUUCAUUUGGUGGUCAAUAGCAACAAAGUGCUUCGGUUUGUUCUUUGGCUGAUCAUCAUUGACGCGAUUAUUCUCUUGAUCCCAACGACCGUUCUUACCUUCCUUACCGCAUACAUUGGAACUAAGCCAAUGAUUCGUGGAUACAAUGUCAUGGAGCGGAUGCAACUCGCCUGGUUCUGUGCCCAAGAGAUUGUCAUCUCGGGAAUUUACAUUGUCGAGACCGUGAAGCUGCUCAGAAUGAUGCCAGACAAGGACCGACGGCGGUCCAGAAUCAUGUAUGAGUUGCUUACCAUCAAUUUUGUCAUCAUAUUGCUCGAUAUUUGUUUACUCCUUGUGGAAUACAUUGGGUUUUACUCGCUGCAGACCACAUUGAAGGCCAUGGUCUACAGCGUCAAGUUGAAGCUCGAGUUCGGUGUGCUCGGAAAGCUGGUCGAUCUUGUGCAAAGUCAUCGAUCGCAGCCCACUUCGUUAGAACACGAAGAAUACCCAGGCUUCGUGGAUCCUUCCCAGAUUACAUCGGAUAUCACUCAUGCGGCCCCAAGGGAAUCGCGACCGGCGGGACGGAGAGGCUGGAAUACAUUGUCUAUGGAGAGCUUGCCCAGCUCCGAGCGCAGAAUUCGUCCAUCUACCCGGUCGACUGAUGACAGCCUGCAUCCAUCUUGA
Molecule: messenger RNA, 987 nt
Organism: Penicillium mononematosum
Lineage: Eukaryota; Fungi; Ascomycota; Eurotiomycetes; Eurotiales; Aspergillaceae
Exons: 1
Coding region: 1-987 (328 amino acids)
Source: RefSeq, a predicted model, not a curated record